Molecule: messenger RNA, 1129 nt
Organism: Habropoda laboriosa
Lineage: Eukaryota; Metazoa; Arthropoda; Insecta; Hymenoptera; Apidae
Product: dnaJ homolog subfamily C member 17
Exons: 6
Biological process (GO): spliceosomal complex disassembly
Cellular component (GO): spliceosomal complex
Source: RefSeq, a predicted model, not a curated record
AGAAGCCUUCAUUAGUACAAAUUAAUAGAUGUAAUCGAAAAGUAAUUACAGAAUCAGUUUAGAGUAAAAGAGUGAAAUAAACAAAAAUCAAAUGUAACUGAAAUCAAAUAAAAAUUUAACCUCUUUCGAAGUUGGACAUUCGAAGAUUCUUUUUGCAAAAGAUAAAAUCUUUUAAUAUAAGCAAGCGAAAAAAAAAUGGAUUCUCUGAUGGAAUCAGAUCUGUAUGAAUUAAUCGGUGUAGAAAAAACAGCUUCAGUUCAAGAGAUUAAAAAAGCAUAUCGUAGAAAAGCAUUAUGCUGCCAUCCUGACAAAAAUCCAAAUAAUCCAAAAGCAGCCGAGUUAUUUCAUGAAUUGUCACGAGCAUUAGAAAUUCUUACUGAUGUGUCUGCUCGGGCAGCUUAUGAUAAAGUUAUUAAUGCCAAGUAUCAAGCAAAGUUACGUGUUAAAGAGUUUGAUUCAAAGCGUAAGAAAUUAAAAGAAGAUUUAGAAGCACGAGAGAAAGCUUACAAACAAACUUUGGAUGCAGAUUAUAAUGUUCAAUGUGACAAAGAUAAAUUGCAGGCAGAAAUAGAACGAUUACAAAUGGAAGGAUCAAAGCAAGUAGAGGAAGAAAUAGCAUUUAUGAAAAAACACCUUGAAGAACGGUUAAGAGUGUUUUACAAAGAAUCAGAAGUUGACUGUGGUUCAUAUAAGGUAAAAGUGAAGUGGAAGUCCGAUAAGAAUGAGAUAUUGUUACUGUAACAUAGACAUAUUUUUAAUUAUUUUGCUUCUUAUACAAGUGUUUGUUUUUAGUAUGGUGACAUAACUGCCCUUGUUAUUUCUUCUGCUAGAGAAGGCAGAGCAUUAGUAGAGUAUCAAAGGAAGAAUGAUGCAGAAAUAGCUGUAAAUACAGAACUCGGUUUAGCACAAAAUCCUCUUAAACUUCAAAAAUUGUGGCAUGCACCAAAAGAAUCGGGUGUUCCCGCUGAACAAAUUGCUUGUAACGUUAUUAAUUUCGCAAAAAAUGGGCAGGUAAACCAAAGUAUGUCAGAUAUUGAAUUUGAACAUUUUGUAUUGAAUAAUCUAAAAAGAGCAGAAGAAAGGAAGAGAUUUCUGGAAAAGUCAAACGAUUAAAUAACUGUGUCAAUUA